Molecule: messenger RNA, 3928 nt
Organism: Haliotis rufescens (red abalone)
Lineage: Eukaryota; Metazoa; Mollusca; Gastropoda; Lepetellida; Haliotidae
Exons: 5
Coding region: 123-851 (242 amino acids)
Source: RefSeq, a predicted model, not a curated record
AAAGCGCUUCCGCUUCCCAGGAAUGCUGGUACUUGCAUGCAUUAACACCGCAGAAGCUGAUUAAAAAGUCUUCUUUCUAGACAGAGGCAGCAAUCGUCUCGUGUACGUUUCCUUGAAGAACCAUGGAGUUUUACUUGUCACUGACAGCCUUGGUUCUGUGUGCUUAUGCAGGUCUGGCAUACGCAGGGAAGUGUCCGACUAAUCACACCAAAAUCAUCAAGUCGUGCGCACAGGAUAUUGCAGUGAAUAUCCAGUCGGCACAGGGCCAUAAGUUUAUCACCGACCCUGAAACCACCACGAAGCUAUGCGAGGGAGGCGAGAUAGACAAGGCUAUCGACUGUAUGGAGACUGUCUACAAUGACUGCACAGAAUCAGGGAUGGAGGAGAAGGACCUCCCCAUCAAACCGGAAUCCUGGAGAUCCGCAGUGAAAGAAGUGUGCAAGAACAAAAAAUUCCUCGCGGACAACGCCAGCUGCAUGAAGAAGUCGAGGAAGGAGAUGAACACUUGUGUACAGAACUUCACGAGAGCAGCUCAAGUACAGAGAGGGCUGAAGCAAGUGGAUAUCGUAUCGAAGGGCAAAACUAACCAGAGAGAGUUGUAUAAGCUUAUCUGCGGACUGUCCGAGAACCUGAUGACAUGUUUUGACAAGACUCUGUUGAAGCACUGCCCGCAGAAGCUCGAGAGAAUCAUGGAUGACGUCGUGCACAAGUUUCUCCCUCCAGUCUGCCAUCCCGCAGAAAACAAAACUAGCUACAAGACCAUCAACGACACGAACACCGCCGCCUUGUCCCUCCCAGCCACUGUAACACUGGUCGUUAGUGUAUUCAUGUGCCUUCGGUCAAUGGUGUAAAUAAAACUAGAAAUGCCAUGUUUUGUAAGUGUAUGUCGGAAUAGUUUUAAACAGGCAUGUUAAAAUCCACGAAUUUUUACGAUGCAUUCCGUUAACAUCUUUGACAUCUGUUGUGUAAUAUAUUAAUAUAACAUUAUACUACUUUUGAAAUUAAGGCCUUUUUCUUAAAAGGCCUCAACUCAGUCAGGUAAUGAGAAUAUCUUUCUAUACGUAGAACCCGAAAAAUACUCUUACAAGCAUGGUCUGAACUUGCUUUGGAUAUUAUAUAUAUAUAUAUGUAAAAUAUAAGUUGUUAAAUGUUUGUAAUUCCUUUUUAAGAUAUAUUGAUAAUACGGAUGUUUCUAAUUAUUCGUGCUAAUGAAUGUUUUCCCGGGUGUCAUACACAGUAAAACCUCGUUUAUCUGGUCCGUGGUCUGCCUUGUGACAGUAGGUUGUUGGAAAAGUCUACACAAGACCCAUCUCAGCGCGUGACAACGUCAUCACGUUGAGGACGUCUUCACAUACAAAGGGGAGUUACUCAGUGUAACCAUGAUUCGUUUAUCCCCCCCCCCCCCCCCCCCUCAGAUUUACAUCUACAACAUCUAUUGCAAAUUCGUUUAUUCCGAUUUGAUUUCUACUGGAGCAGCAUCUCCUGGAGCAGCAUCCUCUUCAGUUGUAGUACUGUUGUCGAAGUCCUCCAGUAUUGGACUGCGCCCAAUGCCUCUGAAACCAUUCUGAGCUUGAGCAAUCAGAGUAUGAUAGUGUAGUUUAAUGGUCAUGAUAACUACAGGAAGAAUCCAGUAACUACAAUAACAAUAACUGCCCAGUAUAUUCAGAUUGAACAAAGUAUUAUCCUUAAGAAUCUACAUAAGGCCACCAGAAACGACAUGAAACUGCAUGCUUGCCGUAAAAGGUGACUAUGCUUGUCGUAAAAGGCGACUAAUGGGAUCGGGUGGUCAGGUUCGCUGACUUGGUUGAUGCAUGUCAUCGAUCCCAAUUGCGUGGAUCGAUGCUCAUGAUAUUAAUCGAUUAUUUACAGACCGCCGUCAUAUAGCUGGAAUAUUGCUGAGUGCGGCGUUAAACAACAAACCAACCAACCAACCAAACAUAAAAUUUAUUUGAAAUAAAACAUACCUCAUAGAAUCAUCUAACGUAAAAACAGAUGACAAUGUUAUGUAAUACAUGUAUUGAUGUCGAAUUGUACACAAGGGCGUUACUUUCCACAUGACGAUUUGAAAUCUGAGAUGCUUACACGUAUUAUAUGUUCACCGUGCAUAAUCACCUAAUUGUGGGGGGCACAUAUCUGGUGAAGAAAACGUUGGUGGCGGAGAGUAGCUGGAUGGGUGACCGUGUUCGGGACCUUGACUCCUGAAAGAUUGUAGGUCUUCGGUCCGGCCCCACAAUGGAGCAUACGUGACGAUCGUGGUGACACCGCAGGCAAGAGUUGGAUAAUCCCCAGGGAGCUGAGAAUGCACAUUGAUUCACCUGGUAAAUGGAAUUUGGCGCAUUACACAUGGACACACUUUAAAGCAGUUCACGUGUGUAUGCUUCUGUUAGGGUUUAAUGCUUCGUACUAUUUCAAUAUUAUUAAUGUACAAUAUGUAAUUCCAGUUAGAUCACACAGGGGUGCUUAUCAGAACAACGUUGGUGCUUCAACGACACAUUAGCACACCUCUUGUCGUUACGAGAAACGAGAUAUACUGUGAAAUGACAAAUUUCAUAAGCGAACAGAUUGGUGAGGUGUACGCCUUGACAAGCAUUGUCAAUUUUGGAUAACCAUUUUUUAAAAAUAAAACAUAUCUUGAAUCAAAUGUCUAUCGAAGCACAUGUAUGUUUGUGAGAAACUGCUCAAAAUUCCGACACCGAUAAAAAAGUCGUUUCAAUAAAUGUCAUAGUGUGUUGCUUCCUCGGCUUUUUGUACCAUGACGCAGUACUUGCGAAGUGCACCAUUUUAUUUAGGCAAAACUGGAAUCUCAAUUUUUUUAUCAAUAUCAUGUGUAUAUAUUUCCAAAAGGUACAUGGAGGUUUGGGAAAACUAAGUCAAGUCAAGUAUUGUACACUGCCGGACAAAAGAAAGUAUACACUUGAAAAAUUUACCAAAUCAUUACAAACGUUAUGACAACGCUAUUAGGCUGGCAAGGUGUGACAUUCCAAUUGAUAUGAUGCAUGAAUGCCUUUGACAAAACAAAUAUCAAAUAUAUCACCAUCGAAAAAACAUUUUUGUUUCUUCCACCAUGAAACAUGAGUGUAUGCUUUCAUUUGCCCGGCAGUGUAUAUGUGUAAAUGAGUUUGGAUUGAAAUGGCAUUAAAAUCAACAUUAUUUAAGGUCGUGAACAAACACAAUAAACCUUUAGCGAUAAAUAUGUAUGUGUCUUGUUCAUUAAUGGGCUGCUGAAAACGGUUUUAGACGUGUUAAGCUGACCGUAUUUAACAUUUGUGCCAGCUCAUUCUUGUUAUGAUACGUUUAUGUUAAUGUUGAGUUAUAGUUACGUUAAUCAACACAAGAAAGGUAAACCUUGUUCUUUUGUACUACUUUGUAAAAGAAAUAUUAUAAAUAAUGUUAUAAAGACACUGACCAUAUAACACACGUAGUGACAUUUGAAGUGGUCCAGCUGUGAAAGAAGAUUAUGCUUAAUGUGAAGGACAAACAGAUUUAUUGACUAAGAUGGAUUAAAAAGUAAAAAUUUUAUUAAACUUUUCUGCAGAAUGUUAUACGGAGAUGAGGGAUUUCUAUGCAAGAUAGCUCAUGAAUUUGUUCGAUUCGUCGAGGUGUAAUAUUUUCAUUUCCUAAAGUAUAGAUAUGAUUCAACAUUUUUAGAACGAAACCAUUCGCCCUUAAUACUAAAAUACUCAUUCCUGUCUAUACGUGCUUUCAAUUUGUUGAGUAAAAUAUCACUUUAUGAUAUAUCAAGUUGCAUAUUGUCUAUAGAUGUAUUGUGUUUGUCUAUUUUACAUCGUGUAUGCCAUACAAUGUAUGUGUGUGUUAAAUAUCAAUUAUAGUUAAUGUUUGUAAGUAAUUUCUUUUUUGAAUGUACAUGUAAAAUUUGGAAAAAAAUAUCGUAAAGUUCCUUUAUAAUAAAAUGGUCGUUGUGUUCAGA